This is a messenger RNA of Pezoporus flaviventris, 639 nucleotides long. RefSeq names its product general transcription factor IIH subunit 5 (gene GTF2H5). The coding region runs from base 203 to 418 and encodes 71 amino acids. The transcript is spliced from 3 exons. Gene Ontology annotation, biological process: nucleotide-excision repair; transcription by RNA polymerase II; transcription initiation at RNA polymerase II promoter. The record is from RefSeq and is a predicted model, not a curated record. NCBI's taxonomy places the organism in Eukaryota, Metazoa, Chordata, Aves, Psittaciformes, Psittacidae. Gene Ontology annotation, cellular component: transcription factor TFIIH holo complex; transcription factor TFIIH core complex.
GGGAAGCGGUCGGUGGCAGCGGCACAGGGGAAGGUGAGGGGCGGGCGGGAGUGAGAGAGCGGCUCCCCUGAGAAGUGGUGGAAUCUGCCGGUUGGGAGAAGCCCCCGGCAUUCCUAGGUUUACUCUUGUUUACCUGUGAAGCCCAAAGCAAGAGCUGUGCUUGUCACCUCUUCCUUUCAGCGUUUGUGAGAAAACUCAGAAGAUGGUGAAUGUUCUGAAAGGUGUGCUGGUUGAAUGCGACCCAGCAAUGAAGCAGUUUCUGCUCUACUUGGAUGAGUCAAAUGCAUUGGGAAAGAAGUUCAUCAUACAGGACCUGGAUGAAACUCACGUCUUUGUAUUAGCUGAGUUGGUUAACUUCCUCCAGGAGAGAGUGGGCGAGUUAAUGGACCAGAACUCUUUUCCUGUUACUCAGAAGUAGAAAGACUAGAGAAAUGAGAUUACUGCAAGUUUUGGAAUAGUGAAUUUCAAUAGCUUGGAUUGUUACUGUUUUAAUAAAUACACUGUGGUUACUAAGUUUCACAUGGGAGUGGGUACUCUAGAAAAUGGAUCAUUUUCAUAGACAUACUCUUGAAUUGUAUUUAUAAGUUUGAAAAAAUCAUGAUAUCUUUAUUAAAAUCCUUAAAAUCAUAAACUUGAGAA